AUGGCCGCCACCCGGGCCGCGACGCUCGUCGGCGGCGACGGCAUCGCCGGCGGAGACGUCUGCCUCGUGAUCAUCGACCCGCAGAACGACUUCCACGACGGCGGGUCGCUGGCCGUGCCCGGCGCCGACGACGACACGAAGCGCACGGCGGCGUUCCUGGAGAAGCACGCGGACCGGAUCGACACGGUGUUGGUGACGCUCGACAGCCACCAGACGCGCCACAUCGCGAACCCGAGCUUCUGGGAGAAGCCCGACGACGCCGCCGCGCGGCCGCUGCCGUUCACGGUCAUCGGGAGCAAGGCCCUGGCGGACGGCGCCUGGCGCGCGCGGGACCCGGCGCUCCGCGACUGGGCGAAGUCGUACGUCGCGGCGCUCGAGGCGGGCGGCCGCUUCGCGCUCGUCGUCUGGCCCGAGCACUGCAUCCUGGGCACGGAGGGCCACGCCGUGCGGUCGCCCCUCAAGGAGGCGCUCGCGGCCUGGAGCCGGUCGCGGAACAAGGACGUCGCCUACCUGCUCAAGGGCAUGAACAACAAGACGGAGAUGUACUCGUGCUUCAAGGCCGAGGUCGAGCUCGACGACGACGCGACGACGAAGCUCAACGCGCCGCUCAUCGCGUCGCUCGCGGCCCACAAGGCCGUCGUCUGCUGCGGCCAGGCGAAGAGCCACUGCGUCAACUACAGCGUCCGCGACAUGGUCGCGGCGUGGCCCGCGGGCACGCCCCUGUCCAACCUCGUGCUCCUCAAGGACGCGACGAGCCCCGUCGUCUCCUUCGAGAAGGCCGCGGCGGACUUCGAGGCGGAGAUGGCCGCCGCGGGCGUCACGGUCACGUCCACGGACGCGUUCUGA
Molecule: messenger RNA, 846 nt
Organism: Aureococcus anophagefferens
Lineage: Eukaryota; Pelagophyceae; Pelagomonadales; Pelagomonadaceae
Exons: 1
Coding region: 1-846 (281 amino acids)
Source: RefSeq, a predicted model, not a curated record